AUUUAAUUCUUCCCGCCUUUAUCGGGGAUUCUGUCCUGUUUCUGAGGUGCAUGUACGGAGUUGGGGGGAACAUGGGUUUUGACCGAGAUGCUUCCUAAGCACCGGAGUCCCUUGUACAUGAUUUGGCAAGAUGCUUUGAUUUAUGCGCGGGCGACUGCUAGGCAGCGCUCGUGCAUUGUAUCUGGCUUUUUUUCUUGGAUGUCUUACAUUUUUUUUUUCGCCUUCGCUUCUCUCUUAUCUGUUUAUACCUUACACCUUUUACUAUUUGCUACCGGGCCCCAGAGACGUGCGAUUGAUUUUGGGUAGACAGCCGUCGGAUUCAUCCGUCACAGAUGCCUGGUGCUGCUGGGACCGCUGAAUGAGAUCAUGUGGUGGCUUGCCACC
This is a messenger RNA of Aspergillus saccharolyticus JOP 1030-1, 384 nucleotides long. RefSeq lists its product as uncharacterized. Lineage: Eukaryota; Fungi; Ascomycota; Eurotiomycetes; Eurotiales; Aspergillaceae. The record is from RefSeq and is a predicted model, not a curated record. The transcript has a single exon. The coding region runs from base 88 to 306 and encodes 72 amino acids.